GAUCAUCACUCAUCUCUCUUAGUCUCUUCUAAAGCAAACAAAAAAAAUAUAAUAAGAAUGAAAAUGAUGGUUACAUUCGUGAUUUCUUAUUUUAUGUUGCUGAACUUGAACCCCUUGGAGGCCCAACUCUCGGUUGGGUUCUACGCCGAUAAAUGCCCAACAGCAGAGUCAGUAGUUCGGGCCGUGAUCAGAAAUAAGGUCACAACCGAUCCGCUAAACGCCGCCGUUUUACUACGAUUGCAGUUUCACGACUGCUUUGUCCUGGGUUGCGAUGGCUCAAUUUUACUACGACACAACGCCGGUGAGUCUGCUGCUCCGGGAAACGCCGGAGUCGGUGGAUUCUCCGCCAUUGAAGACGCGAAAGCGGCCGUGGAGGAAAUAUGCCCUGGAGUAGUCUCCUGCGCAGAUAUAGUCGCCUUGGCAGCUCGGGACGCCGUCUCCUUGACGAACGGCCCCUUCUUCGAAGUUCCGACUGGUCGACGUGACGGCCGGGUCUCGAGAGCGGAGGACGCCGCCAACUUGCCGGACUCGGAAGACAGCAUCGAGAUCCUCAAAUCGAAGUUCGGCGAAAAAGGAUUGACUGAGAAGGACCUGGUCCUUCUCAGUGCUGGUGCACACACAAUCGGACAAGCAGCCUGCUUCUUUGUGAAUCAGAUGCUGGAUUCAGCUCCACCGAUUAGCCCGGAAUUCUUCGGGAAUUUGCGAUCGAGAUGUCCGGAGGGCGGCGACGUUAACGUGAAGCUUCCGUUGGACUGGGACGGUGAGCUUCUAUUCGACACCCACAUAUUCACCAACAUCAAGUCGGGCCGAGCAGUUAUAUCAUCAGACGCCGUGCUAUACCAAGAUCCGGCAACGAAGAAGCUUAUUGACGCGUACGCGACAAACAGCUCUGCUUUCGCCGCUGAUUUCGCCGGAGCGAUGGUGAAGUUGGGUCGUCUGAACGUCAAGCUCGGCGGUGAAGGCGAAGUCCGACGAUUCUGUAAUAUCCCUAAUUAGUAAUUAUGUAUUGGUUGAACCGGAUGUUGGGUUGAACCGGAUGUUGGGUUGUACCGGAGGUUUUAAAACUAUAAUAAUGAAUUGAAAACUACAUUAUUGAUUCCAA
This is a messenger RNA of Arabidopsis lyrata subsp. lyrata, 1102 nucleotides long. RefSeq names its product peroxidase 13. The record is from RefSeq and is a predicted model, not a curated record. Gene Ontology annotation, biological process: hydrogen peroxide catabolic process; response to oxidative stress. The transcript has 3 exons. Gene Ontology annotation, molecular function: heme binding; peroxidase activity. The coding region runs from base 58 to 996 and encodes 312 amino acids. NCBI's taxonomy places the organism in Eukaryota, Viridiplantae, Streptophyta, Magnoliopsida, Brassicales, Brassicaceae.